AUGUUUUACUUUUCAAUUGAGCUUCUUUUUUUUUGUAUACCCGUCAUUUGUAAAGUGAUAUAUGUAUUCGAUUCUGUCAUGUUUCUUAGGAAUUUCUCAUCUUUGCGUGAGGUCUAUCCAUCUUUUCAUAUCUAUCUAUCUAUCUAUCUAUCUAUCUAUCUAUCUAUCUAUCUAUCUAUCUAUGUACCGCAAUCUUUUUAUAUCUAUCAAUCUAUUCAUAUCUAUCUAUUUGUCUAUGUAACUCGGUUAAUUCAUAUCUAUCUAUCUAUCUAUCUAUCUAUCUAUCUAUCUAUCUAUCUACGUCAAUCUUUGUAUAUCUAUCAGUCUUUUCAUAUCUAUGUUUAUUUAUCUAUGUAUCUCGGUCUAUUCAUAUCUAUCUAUCUAUCUAUCUAUUUAUCUAUCUAUCUACAUCAAUCUUUUUAUAUCUCUCAGUCUUCAUAUCUAUCAAUCUAUCUAUCUAUGCAUUUAUCUAUGUAUCUCGGUUUAUUCAUAUCUAUCUAUCUAUCUAUCUAUCUAUCUAUCUAUCUAUCUAUCUAUCUCUUUUUCCUUAUCUAUCUUAGUCUAUUCAUAUCUAUGUUAGUAAAUUCAUAUCUAUCUAUCUAUCUAUCUAUCUAUCUUAUUCUUUUUACAUAUAUCAGUCUUUCAUAUAUCUAUCUAUUUAUCUAUUCAUAUGAUGUACUUUAUUCGUUAUUAUCGGUUCGACUCUAUCGCUCUUGCGCGAGGGCUUCUCCUGUAUUUUCUUGA
Acanthosepion pharaonis is the source of this 744-nucleotide messenger RNA. NCBI's taxonomy places the organism in Eukaryota, Metazoa, Mollusca, Cephalopoda, Sepiida, Sepiidae. The record is from the annotation of a GenBank genome assembly.